Messenger RNA from Aegilops tauschii subsp. strangulata, 714 nucleotides. The record is from RefSeq and is a predicted model, not a curated record. NCBI's taxonomy places the organism in Eukaryota, Viridiplantae, Streptophyta, Magnoliopsida, Poales, Poaceae.
AUGGGCGUCGUCCGACGCAAACAUGGCGCAGCGUGCCCGCCGUGCGAGGCAGUGGGCACGAAGGCGGUGGCAGCCUUCGCGGCGGUGGACGUUGGCAAGGCGGAGUCGCAUUCUCCGGGGCCCCAUAUGGUGCACCACUCCGGGCUACGGAACCGUGUUGUGGUGGAUGUCAUCGGCUCGUCUCAGGACGGAUUCAUCAUCGAUCUGACAUCCACCGGCACCGUCCAGGGAAGUUUCAUCCCCGCGCCGCGCCCUCCCCAUAUCCCGCCGUCGUCGCCGCCAACCCGCCGCCCCUCCGCGUCCCGCCCCUCCGCAUCGACGCCGCCCGCCCGCCGCCCCGCCGCGCCCCGUCCCAGCCGUCCGCCCGCCGCCCCUCCGCGCCCCGCCUCGCCCCGGCCGCCCGCCCCGCCCCGGACGCCGCCCGCCCGCGCCCCACCCCGGCCGCCCGCCCGCAUCCCCGCCCUGCUCGACGCCGGCCCCCGACGCGUCCCCGCCCCGCUUGACGCCGGCCCCCGGCUCCCGAAGAUGGAGGUGAACAACGACGACAUGGACUCGUUGUCCGAUUCAUCGGAUUGGUCGUCAUCCGACGAUUCGGACAUUGAUGAGUUGUUGCAAGACGAUGACGUCGAGAUGAUGAGCCUCCUCGUCGACGUGCAAGCGUUUGAAGACCGCGCGAAGCUUAUGGAUCAGAGGAGAGGGUCGAAGAUGGGGUGA